AUGAAAGCUCUCCUAUAAUAAACUAUGUAGUAAAUUAAAUUAGACUAAGAAUUAAAGAAACUUUUAGCUAAUAGAAGUGAUUCCUAAGAUAUUUUAAUGAAGUAUAAAAUGUGAUUACUUAUAAUAGAUUAUAAUCAAUUUUUGAAUAAGCACUUGAUGAUCAUACAGAAUUAUAUUGGAAGAAAGAACAUUCUCAUACUAAAGCUUAAUUAGAAUGUUCUAUUUAAGAAUGUCUUUCAUUAAGACAUGAUUUAAGAGAAAUGGAUGAAGAUAGAACAGAAAAAAAAAAAAUAAUCAAAGAACAAAAUAAAUAAAUAGAUGAAUUGUAAGUAGCUUUAGGAGAUAUAGAAUAAAAGUUAAAUAUUAUGCAAGAAAACAUUUUAUAGUAAAAAUAAGGAUUAGCUGAGGAAUUUGAACAAAAUUUGAAUUAAAUAUAAGAUAGUUAUAAAUAAAAAGAAUAAGAGUAAUGUUAAUUUUUAUAAUAAAAAUUGGCAGAAUUAGAAUAAGUAGUUAGUGAUUAAUAGGCAGCUUUAACAAAAGAAAGAGAGAUAUAAUAGCAUGUUGGAAAGGAUUUUAAAUAGGUAAAGGCAUAAUUGAAAACUGAAUAAGAAACAGUUGCUUCAUUAAGGUAAUAAAUGUAAAAUAUGAAAAAAACUAAUGAAACUAUUAGUAUUGAUAAAUAAAGUUUAGAAAAUAGAUCAAAAUAAUUAAAAUAAUAAAAUGAAACAUAAUACAAAUAAAUAAAGUCAUUAGAAACUAAAUUAAUAGAUUUGAAUGAAGAAAUAGAAAGGUAUAAGAAAAAGAAUUAGUAGGAUUAGACUAAUCUAAAGACAUAAUAAAAUGAAUAAGAAAAAGUAUAUAGAAGGAAAUUACGAAAUUAUAAAUUAAAGGUAGAUGAAAUUAAAAAUAAAAUUAAAAUAAGUAUGCAAAAGAUAUUCUCAAGUCUAAAAUUAGAAAUGGAAACUUUUAAAUUAUAAAUCUAAAAAAAUUUAUAAUUGAUUUCAACAUAAACUUGUUAAAUUGUUUCUAAAUAAUUGAAAUUUGAUUAUGAGUUAACAUAAAGAGAUUAUUCUGAUAAAAUGGAAUAAAUUAGAUAUACUAUGCAAUCACAUUUUAAAAACACUUUAGAAAAAUAAAUUUAAGAAUUUGAAUCUAAAGAAAUGCAAAUGAAGAAUGAAUAUGAAUUAAUAAUUAAGAAUUUAAAAUCAUAAAUAUAAGGUCUUGAAGAUAUUUAAAAAGAUUUAGAAAGUGAAAUUUAAUUAAAAUAAAUAGAAAAUUAAGAACAUUAAUUGAAUUUAUAAGAAAAAGUAAAAUUAUUGACUGAAUAAUAAAAAGAACUAUAAGAAUUAUCAGAUCAAGCUAAAAAUUAAUUGAAUUUAUUAUUAGAAUAAGAAAAUUAGAUUAAAUAAUUGAAAGAAUAAAAUGAAAAGUUUUAACGUAAAACAAUGUAAUAUGAGGAUUAUGUAAGUAAAUAAGCAAUUUUAUAUUAAACUUAAAAGACAGAGGAAAAAAUGUAUAAAAAGUAGUUUGAAGAUGUAACAGAAUCUAAUUAGCAUUUAAGAAAAUAAAUAAAAAUAUUAUAGGAACAAUAAUAAUGUGAUUCAUUUGCAAUAAAUAAACUAAAAACUUAAGUAUCUUCAGCAAAAUUAAAUACUGUUAAGGAUGCAGAUGAAAGACAUUUAAUAAGACUUUAAAAUAUAAGAAAAAUCUGA
Messenger RNA from Paramecium pentaurelia, 1712 nucleotides. Lineage: Eukaryota; Ciliophora; Oligohymenophorea; Peniculida; Parameciidae. The record is from the annotation of a GenBank genome assembly.